CUCGCUCCACUCCCACUUCCUGAGCCCGGCGCUGGAGCCCUGGAGGCCAGGCCCGGCCGCUCCCGGCCCCCGGGGGCACGUCGGCCCAGCCGCCAGGCUUGGGAAGUCGUGGCCAACGCUGCUCAGGACGUCCGGGCUUCCCACCUUCCUCCUAGGACUCCACCCGGUCUGGUCAGCNGAGCCGAAAGGCCGCCAUGCGCCUGCCCGGGGCCUCCUCUCCCUGCGGCCUGGCCUGGGGGCCACUCCUGCUGGGACUCAGCGGGCUUCUGGUGGCCUCUCAGACCCAGCUGGUGCCCCCAUAUCGCAUAGAAAACCAGACUUGCUGGGACCAGGACAAGGAAUACUACGAGCCCAUGCACGACGUCUGCUGCUCCCGCUGUCCUCCAGGCGAGUUUGUCUUUGCGGUAUGCAGCCGCAGCCAAGACACGGUUUGCAAGACUUGCCCCCAUAAUUCCUACAAUGAACACUGGAACCAUCUCUCCACCUGCCAGCUGUGCCGCCCCUGUGACAUUGUGCUGGGCUUUGAGGAGGUUGCCCCUUGCACCAGCGAUCGGAAAGCCGAGUGCCGCUGUCAGCCGGGGAUGUCCUGUGUGUAUUUGGACAAUGAGUGUGUGCACUGUGAGGAGGAGCGGCCUGUACUCUGCCGGCCUGGCACAGAAGCCGAGGUCACAGAUGAAAUUAUGGAUACUGACGUCAACUGUGUCCCCUGUAAGCUGGGACACUUCCAGAACACUUCCUCCCCUAGAGCCCGCUGUCAACCCCAUACCAGAUGCGAGAUCCAGGGCCUGGUGGAGGCAGCUCCAGGUACCUCCUACUCAGAUACCAUCUGUAAAAAUCCCCCAGAGCCAGGAGCAAUGCUACUGCUGGCCAUCCUGCUGUCGCUGGUCCUCUUUCUGCUCUUCACCACUGUCCUGGCCUGCGCCUGGAUGAGGCACCCUUCUCUCUGCAGAAAGCUGGGUACUCUGCUCAAGCGGCACCCAGAGGUAAAGGAACGCAAGAAGACAUCCAGGAGGGGCGGGGCUGUGAGGUCAGGGAAGGCCGACUUAGCUUCCAUUCAUUCCUCUGAUUGGUUGCCGAGUGUGCCGCGGUCCAGCCCCCGUUCUAGGCACCAGACGUACAGCCUGAGAAAGUGCCUCCCGCCCUGUGGUUUGCACACGAGUGAGCGGAACAAGAAAAGAAUACAGUGCCAAGGCCGGGAAUCUUAGAGCCCUUAGCUAGCAUGUAUCUGGACUCCAUUGCCAGUGCGGGGGGCAGGGAGUGCCCAGG
Molecule: messenger RNA, 1266 nt
Organism: Mus caroli (Ryukyu mouse)
Lineage: Eukaryota; Metazoa; Chordata; Mammalia; Rodentia; Muridae
Source: RefSeq, a predicted model, not a curated record